AUGAAAAAGGUUCAUGAGACUUUAAUCCCGUUGGAAGAUUACAAGCUUCCUCCAUUGGGGCAUGCAAUCUCUGGUGCAGUUGGCUCAUCCAUCGCUAAUCUAUUCGUGUACCCUUUGGACAUUGCUACUACACGUAUUCAACUUAAUUCCAAGCAGGCCGAAAAAGCUAAAAGACAAGGUCUUUUAGAAACGAUUGCAACUAUUUACAAGACAGAAGGUGGCAUUAAAGGCCUCUACGCUGGACUUGGAUCUGAUACAGUAGCAUCAGUCCUAUCAAGUUUUAUUUACUUUUAUUGCUAUACAGCACUAAGAAACGUUCAGGAAAAGAUUAAUACAAAAAUGGGUAAGGCUACCCAGCUGAAUGUAGCCCAAGAGCUCUUUUUGGGUGCAGAAGCAGCCUUGAUCUCCAGAUUAUUCACCACACCCGUAUCCAACGUUACCACCAGACUUCAGACAGCAGGACAUCAUAAUAAGAAAGGUUUUGUGGAUAUGAUGAAGGAUAUCUAUGAGGAAAAGGGCAUAACUGGGUUUUGGACAGGCUAUCGUGCUUCGAUCAUGCUUGUUUCUAACCCCUCUAUCACGUAUUUUGUGUUUGAGAAGGUAAAAGACUUGUAUCUCAGAAACAGCAAGAACACCUUGUCUUCUUUCCAAAUAUUUUUACUUUCUGCCGUCUCCAAGAGUAUUGCUACCGCCAUCACAUAUCCCUUUAUUUUUGUGCGUACAAAGAUGGUGGCCGAUGUCAAGGGCAAAAGUGCAAUCGAAAAUCAAAAAAGUAUUUUGGCAAUUUUUAAGGAUACAUUUGAGAAAGAAGGGGCAAGUGGUAUUUACAAGGGUAUUCGUGCGCAAAUCGUCAAGGGAUUUUUUAAUCAGGGUAUCAUGUACAUGAUCAAGGACUAUGUAGCUACUUACCUUACCUUGGUAUUUUACGCUUCACUCAAGCUUAAGUUCCGUAGGCAACAAGCUUCAUUAUUAUAG
This is a messenger RNA of Phycomyces blakesleeanus NRRL 1555(-), 975 nucleotides long. RefSeq lists its product as hypothetical. The coding region runs from base 1 to 975 and encodes 324 amino acids. NCBI's taxonomy places the organism in Eukaryota, Fungi, Mucoromycota, Mucoromycetes, Mucorales, Phycomycetaceae. The transcript has 4 exons. The record is from RefSeq and is a predicted model, not a curated record.